AUGGCAUCCUGUCCCAAGAUUAUCAGUAACAGUAAUCCUCGCCAUAACCAUGAGCUUACUUUGUGUGAAGGUCUUUACCCUUACAACUGCGAUGGAUGCAAAGAAAAUGGCGCCAAUAUUGGCUACCGCUGCAGCUCCUGCCAAAACUUCACACUGCACGAAGUAUGUGGGGUUUAUCCAGACGUUUUUGUUCAUCCCUUUUAUCCCACAUAUGAGUUCAAAUUCAGGCAAAAGACCCGUUUGAAUCAUGAGUGCUAUGCCUGUGGAAAGGAACUAGGAGGAUUUGUGUAUGAAGCGCCUACAGGUAAUUUACUGAGGCCUUUGAGGCUUCAUCCUCUCUGCGUUGCGCUCCCCGCCUGUCUCGAGUAUGCCGUCCAUAAGGAACAUCCUGUCAAGCUUAUUAUGGGGACAGGAGGGAUUUUUACUUGUAGCAGGUGUCACAAGAACAAAUCAGGGUGGAGUUACAGGUGUGAGAACAUUGCGUGCAGGUUUCGAGUGGAUUUGGGGUGUGUCAAGGAUGAUAUUGAUGUUCUCGGAGCUUGGUAUCGCAACCAUGAAACUUGGCAGAGGCCCAAGAUAAUUUCCUGGGAGAUGUAG
Molecule: messenger RNA, 597 nt
Organism: Cryptomeria japonica (Japanese cedar)
Lineage: Eukaryota; Viridiplantae; Streptophyta; Pinopsida; Cupressales; Cupressaceae
Product: protein VACUOLELESS GAMETOPHYTES
Exons: 1
Coding region: 1-597 (198 amino acids)
Source: RefSeq, a predicted model, not a curated record